Molecule: messenger RNA, 2218 nt
Organism: Aureobasidium pullulans EXF-150
Lineage: Eukaryota; Fungi; Ascomycota; Dothideomycetes; Dothideales; Saccotheciaceae
Product: alcohol oxidase
Exons: 4
Coding region: 235-2166 (643 amino acids)
Molecular function (GO): flavin adenine dinucleotide binding; oxidoreductase activity, acting on CH-OH group of donors
Source: RefSeq, a predicted model, not a curated record
UCCACAUCUGGCUUUGUGCCCGCAUCGUAGCGUUGUAAAUUUGGUGCACAUCCAAACACCAAACGAUGUCCGUCCCUCGGUUGUUCUGCCAAAGAACACUUCCGAAAGAGGGGUCAGGGACAAUCAUGGAGACGCCUAUAAGCUAUAUGCAGGGACGUGUGCGCUCGAUGCACUCGAUAGGUCUUUGAAUCAUCUCGUUCUGCUCUAACAUAUAUCUUUUAAUCUAAAUCGACAAUGACAACACACGUUCAAGGCCGCGAGUACGAUGUCAUCUUUGCAGGCGGUGGCACCGCAGCAUGCGUUGCGGCCGGUCGUCUGGCCAGAGCAGACCCAGGACUUUCUAUCCUUCUUGUAGAAGGAGGCAAGAACAACUACAAUGAUCCAACCGUCGUAAACCCAGCCAUGUACUUGAUCCAUUUGGCUCCAGGAUCUCAAACAGCUUUGUUCUAUGAAGCCAACUCGGAAGAAGCCCUCAAUGGCCGCAAAGCUAUCGUACCUUGCGGUGGUAUGCUAGGAGGUGGAAGCUCCAUCAACUUCAUGAUGUACACUCGUGCCCAGGGAGUCGACUUUGAUGAUUGGGAGACUGAAGGAUGGAGUGCAAAUGACCUUUUGCCAUUGAUGAAGCGGCUCGAAACAUACCACCUCACAGAUCCAGAUAUCGAUCAAUCGCUACACGGACACGAUGGCCCCAUUCACGUCUCGAACGGUACCUACUUUGCAGAAGACGCGGCGCAAGAUUUGUUCAAAGCAGCGAUUGCAACAGGGCAUGAAAUCACUGCUGAUGCACAAGAUCUCCACAAAGAUAUCAGAGGACUCAAAGGUGUUGGUGUGUUCUCUAAAUGGGCCAAAUACAUCUCUCCAGAAGGCAAACGCCAGGACGCUGCUCACACUUACAUCCAUCCUCUGAUGCAAUCGGGUGACUACCCCAACUUGCAUCUUUUGCUUGAGAGCAAGGUUACUCGAGUACUUUUCGAUGACAACAAGCGAGCCAGCGGUAUUGAAUACAUCCCGACACCCUCGUCACAGCCUGUCGGUGGUGUCAACGGCACAGAACCCUUCCAGGUCAAGGCAAAGAGAAUGGUGGUCGUAUCCGCUGGAGCGCUUGGCACACCUUCCGUCCUCGAAAGAUCCGGUGUUGGAAGCAAAGAAGUUCUCGAGAAGCUGGAUAUACCUGUCGUCAGUGAUUUGCCAGAUGUUGGAGAGAAUUACCAGGAUCACCACCUCGUGCUCUACCCUUACAAGACUUCUUUGAAGCCCGAACAAACUCUCGACGGCCUGCUCAGUGGACGCAAGGACUUUGGUGAAUCAAUUCAAAAUCAGGAUCCAAUGCUGGGAUGGAACGGUAUCGAUGCCUGCUCCAAGAUCAGGCCCACAAAUGAAGAAAUUGAAGCCAUGGGACCAAACUUCAAGGAACACUGGGACAGAGAUUUCAAAGACCGCCCAACUCGUCCUGUAAUGUUGACCGGUGUCGUACAGGCUUUCCUAGGUGAUCAGAAAGUCCUGCCUCAGCGUGAGGAUGGCGUGCCGCAACAGUACUGUACAAUGGGUGCAUACACCGCUUACCCUUACUCUCGUGGAGAUAUUCACAUCACUUCGAAGGAUGUCUCGACACCAGCAAGCUUCAACACUGGCUUCUUCAAGGCAGAAGCAGAUGUUCAGAAGCAAAUCUGGGCAUACAAGAAGCAGCGCGAGAUCUACCGCAGAACCGACGCAUACAGUGGUGAAUUGGCAAUGGGCCACCCCAAGUUCCCUGAAGGCAGCAAAGCCGCACUACAAGACGGACCCGCCGCGAAGUUCUCGUCGCAGGAAGACCGCAACAACCUUCCCGAGAUUGAGUACAGUGCCGAGGAUGACAAGGCCAUUGAGAAGCAUGUCCGAGACAAUGUCAACACGACCUGGCAUUCACUGGGAACGUGUCGUAUGGCACCGCGUGACAAGGGAGGUGUUGUUGAUGCUGACUUGAACGUAUAUGGUGUCACUGGCCUGAAGUUGUGUGAUCUUUCCAUUUGUCCCGGUAAUGUCGGUGCGAACACCAAUAACACGGCGUUGCUUGUUGGUGAGAAGGCGGCCGAUAUUUUCGCAAGAGAUCUCGGGCUUGGAGAACUUGGACAGCCGAUCGAGCGUGUGGACUCUGCGAUGCCGUCUCCUCCUAAAGUAAAGGUUUAGAUGGUGUGGCUGGUGCGCUUUGCAAAUAUCAAGAAUAAUAUUUCAAAACAUU